Messenger RNA from Blastocystis hominis, 687 nucleotides. RefSeq lists its product as hypothetical. The transcript has a single exon. Bases 1 to 687 code for a protein of 228 amino acids. The record is from RefSeq and is a predicted model, not a curated record. Lineage: Eukaryota; Bigyra; Opalinata; Blastocystidae.
AUGAUAGAGAACGAAAAUGAAGCGUCACAGCCACUCAGAACACGCCCGAAUCCUAAGUUUCCCCAGGAUAUCGAUGAGCUCAUUCACCGUCUAACAAAAUGGAAAGUCUUUUUGGAAACGAUCAUCGAGCGCUCAUCCGAGUCAAGGCUCCCAAUAUUCGGGUUUGCUUAUCUGUCGUCCAUUCUGCCGUCUCUCCACGUUCCGAAUUGCUACAGCGCGAAGGGAACGGCGCUUCGCAUGCAGUCGAUUUCACACUUCGUUGUAGACCCCCGUGACCACAGUUAUCGAUGGAAUUCGUUUCGAAUCAAAGACGAGUUUGGGCAUUUCCACUAUUUCUCGCUGGUGAAAGAGCGGCCGAUGGAUGUGAUUUAUUCCUACAGCGCUGUUUUACUGGCUCAUUUCUUCGGCAAACUGUAUCAGAACGAUCCGAACAUCGCAAAACGAAUCGAUCUGAGUCAUCGAUACAACAUGCUGCCGUUAAACGCGGUCACGAUGUUGACCGAGCGAUCCAGAAACGAAUUCAGUUUAGCCGAAAUAAUGCGAUCGACUCUGAAGAAGAAGGGCGUGAGUUUGGACGAUUUUUUUAUUGCAGUCGCGGAAACCAAGCGAAUAACCGAGCCAAAAGUGAGUCCGAGCGAAUUGGAUGCGUAUUUAUCGAUGGAAGGCGAAGUCCGCGAUUAUUUGUAG